Messenger RNA from Momordica charantia (bitter melon), 491 nucleotides. The record is from RefSeq and is a predicted model, not a curated record. NCBI's taxonomy places the organism in Eukaryota, Viridiplantae, Streptophyta, Magnoliopsida, Cucurbitales, Cucurbitaceae.
GAGCUGAUGGAGGAAUUUGAGAAAGUGAUGGGCGUUGAAGGAGCUGUUUGUGGGUGUAAAUGUAUGGGAAAAUGCAGAGAUGGGCCAAACGUGAGAGUUUGUGGUUCAUUAGACACUGUAAAUCAGAGUCCUCUGUGCAUUGGAGUUGGAUUGGAGGAUGUUGAUAGAAUUGUGGCUGACAUUCUGGGACAACCCCACAAACAUUCUACCUUUGCACCUGCGACUGCUACUUCAUGAUACUCAUAAGUUGUUAAUUUAGUGUAGUUUUGAGAUGUAAAAAAAAAGAGAAUUUUUUUAUCGUUUUGGAAGCAGUUUAAUCGGUUGGGUUGGGAUAAGGAGGAGCCUUUUGGAUCCAAACCAACUAUUAUGAUUGUAAAUUUUUUCAACAGUUAGAUGAUGAAUUCAAUUCCACUCAAUCAUGAGGGGAUUGAUUUAGGAUAUUCAGGUUAUUUGUUUAUAAAUAAUGAAGGUAUUAAUUUCUUGAGCAUUCA